UUCAUUUCCAUCACAAACCAAGCUAGCUGCCUUCUAAACUAGAUCUCCUCUCAAUCUUCAUAGCCUACAUUUGCCAUAUUUUCCAUCACAAGUACCCACGAUCGCUACUUACCUCUAUUUUGGAGUUUAUUCGUCUUCGGCAAGUACUACAAGCUUAUACGUACGUACAUUUAUACUUCUUUUUUAGCACAGCGAGAGAGAGAGAGAAGAUUCUUCAAUUGUACUGAGUUAGCAGGGCCAUCAAUAAUAUCAAUGGAUCGCAUUGUUAAAAUUGCAUCGCAAAAGGCAGUGGUGAUCUUCAGCAAGAGCUCGUGCUGCAUGUGCCAUGCAAUUAAAAGGCUGUUUUACGAGCAAGGAGUGAGCCCGGCAAUUUUCGAACUUGAUGAGGACUCGAGAGGGAAGGAAAUGGAGUGGGCUCUCAUGCGUCUAGGAUGCAACCCCUCAGUUCCGGCAGUGUUCAUUGGGGGUAAAUUCGUGGGCUCUGCUAACACUGUCAUGACACUUCAUCUCAAUGGCAAUCUAAAGAAAAUGCUCAAAGAAGCCGGAGCUAUAUGGCUUUGAUUAACAGUAUUACAGAUCAUUUGCCUAGCUCUAGCUAGCUAACCCCCUGCCCUAGACGUCCUAAGUUCUUAAAUAAGGUUAACUCAGCUUUUUUUGUUUCCCUUUCCACCACUUUUUUUUUUGUAACUUUUCUGCAUCUACUUAUUAAUUACAUCUGGCGGCUCCACUAGGAACAAUUAAUGCGUGGCAAAUAAUUAUACAUAAGAGUACUCUCAUGUGUAGUUCUAAA
This is a messenger RNA of Juglans microcarpa x Juglans regia, 790 nucleotides long. RefSeq names its product monothiol glutaredoxin-S10-like. The transcript has a single exon. Lineage: Eukaryota; Viridiplantae; Streptophyta; Magnoliopsida; Fagales; Juglandaceae. Bases 253 to 561 code for a protein of 102 amino acids. The record is from RefSeq and is a predicted model, not a curated record.